UACCAUUGCGUUAUCCAGGACCUUUGUGUAAUAUUCACUCAAGAUUGAGACAAAGUCCUGUUCAUAGGCUCAUCAAGCUCCUGUCACAAUGGGACAUAUCGAUUCUCAAGUGGGUGGGAAAAUGCCAUGGGUGGAAACCCCUCUAGUAGAGUCUGCAGUGCUCUCUAAAGAAGCCGGAUGUAGAGUAUUCCUGAAACUCGAGCUACUUCAACCUUCUGGAUCAUUCAAAUCACGAGGAAUCGGAAACUUGAUGCUGUCCUAUAUUUCUGAUCCCUCAAAUCACGGUAAAGAGCUUCACUUCUUUAGUUCAUCAGGCGGAAAUGCAGGCCUCGCAGCUGUGGUGGCAGCCCGAGACCUCGGUUGCCCAUGCACAGUCGUAGUACCAUUGAGCACGAAACCAUUGAUGAUCCAGAAACUGCGUACGGCGGGCGCAACAGAUGUUAUACAACACGGUGCGAGCUGGUUCGAAGCCGAUAGUUAUCUACGGAAAACUUUCAUCGACGUUGAUGAAAGCUCUCAGGGAUCUGUCAAGAAUGUUUAUAUACCUCCAUUUGACCACCCUGAAAUAUGGAAGGGGGCAGGGACCAUGAUCCCGGAGCUCGCAGCCCAGCUGCCUCCAAGGCCAUCCAGUGAAUCUGAGCCGGUGCCCUCUUUUCCUGCAGAUGUCAUCAUUUGCAGUGUCGGAGGUGGCGGCCUUUUCAACGGUGUGAUUGAUGGUCUGGAUAAAUAUUUGAUGUCCAGUCUGUCCAAAUCCGACAAAGGACAGCGGAGGGUGCAGGUCAUCGCUGCUGAAACGAGAGGGGCAGAUUCCCUCGCUCACUCAUUACGGAACGGAUCACUUCAAUCGUUGCCAGCGAUAACUUCUCUAGCAACGUCACUAGGAGCUCUAACGGUGGCUCCGCAGACAUUGAAGAACGCAAUGACGCCGCCUCGAGGAGUCGAGGUAAAGAGUGUAGUGACGUCUGACGCUGAGGCUGCCAGAGGUGUGAUCAGACUGGCUGACGAGAUGCGGUUAUUGGUCGAGCUAGCUUGUGGUGUAUCUGUUGAAGUCGCUGCUGGAGGGCGAUUGAAACAGGCAGUCGAGGACCUUAGUCCAGAGAGUCGGGUUGUCAUUGUGGUUUGUGGAGGUAGCAACAUCACGGCCGAGAUGGUGGCAGAGUAUCGACAGAAUCUGGCUAAUGGCUGGGAUUGAGGUUUCUUCCAUCUAGAGUUUAUUUUCUGCGAAUAGACAAUUUCGUAUCACCCAAAAGUAUCGACCUAUGGAAAACUCCGCCUAGUUGAAUGAGCUAGUAGCCCUACGCAUAUGCUUAUCGAGUCAAUGAACAGUAGAAUUCAAUAAAUG
Molecule: messenger RNA, 1342 nt
Organism: Paecilomyces variotii
Lineage: Eukaryota; Fungi; Ascomycota; Eurotiomycetes; Eurotiales; Thermoascaceae
Product: putative L-serine dehydratase
Exons: 3
Coding region: 89-1192 (367 amino acids)
Biological process (GO): L-threonine catabolic process; L-serine catabolic process
Molecular function (GO): threonine deaminase activity; L-serine ammonia-lyase activity; pyridoxal phosphate binding
Source: RefSeq, a predicted model, not a curated record